Molecule: messenger RNA, 960 nt
Organism: Elephantulus edwardii (Cape elephant shrew)
Lineage: Eukaryota; Metazoa; Chordata; Mammalia; Macroscelidea; Macroscelididae
Product: olfactory receptor 51F1-like
Exons: 1
Coding region: 1-960 (319 amino acids)
Biological process (GO): G protein-coupled receptor signaling pathway
Cellular component (GO): membrane
Molecular function (GO): olfactory receptor activity; G protein-coupled receptor activity
Source: RefSeq, a predicted model, not a curated record
AUGCUACAACUUCAGGACAACAUGGAGACUCUAAGCAACCUGACAUCUAAAUACCCCAUCUUCUUGCUGACAGGUUUUCCUGGCCUAGAAUCUUUCCAUUCCUGGAUCUCCAUUCCAUUCUGUUGUCUCUAUAUCAUUGCUUUCUUUGGGAAUGGCAUGAUUCUAUUUAUUGUCAUUACCCAGAAAAAUCUUCAUGAACCCAUGUACUAUUUCCUCUCCAUGCUGUCAGCUACUGACCUGGGUUUGACUAUUUCUACAAUGUCAACAACACUAAGUGUCCUCUGGUUUGAUGUAACCAAUAUCAGUUUGGAUAGCUGCAUCAUCCAGAUGUUUUUUCUUCAUGGAUUUACUUUUAUGGAAACUGGAGUGCUUGUGGCUAUGUCCUUCGACCGUUAUGUGGCAAUUUGUAACCCUCUAAGGUACUCCACAAUCCUCACUAAUUAUAGAAUUACUCAGAUGGGUCUCUUGAUGACUAUACGUACUGUAGUGAUUAUAGUACCACUACUCCUGCUCCUUAAGCGUCUCUCUUUCUGCAGAACUACUAGACUUUCCCACUCCUAUUGUUACCACCCAGAUGUGAUUAAAUUAGCAUGUUCAGAUACUCGGGCCAAUAGUAUCUGUGGAUUAAUUGGUCUCAUCCUGACCACAGGGAUAGAUACACCAUGCAUUGUCCUGUCUUACAUUGUUAUUAUUCACUCUGUCUUAAAUAUAGCAUCUCCUGAAGAGAGGCACAAGGCCUUUAGCACCUGUGUCUCCCACAUUGGGGCAGUUGCCAUCUUCUAUAUCCCCAUGGUAAGCCUGUCCUUGGUGCAUCGCUACGGUCAUUCAGCUCCCAGAGUGGUCCAUUCGAUGAUGGCCAAUACAUACCUGCUUCUACCGCCAGUGCUCAACCCCAUCAUUUACAGUGUCAAAACCAAACAAAUACGCAGAGCAAUAUGUAAUCUGUUGCUGACAAAAUGA